AUGGCUGGAGUGGCACAACCCCAUGCUCAGCAGCAAGAAGAUCAAAGCCUCUCGAUCCCCGAGGAGAUGUCACCUGCUUUUUGCUAUUUCAAGCGCCUGCCCAUUGAGCUUCGACUCAAGAUCUGGGAAGCCGCAUGCCUCCCUUCCACCGACGCCGACCACGGCCUUCACUAUGUCACCUUGGACGUCGUAGAGGAGGGUAAGGAGGGUGUGGAGGACAUGGAUGACGAAGAAUAUCUCGAGAACCUAGUCAUCUUUGAUGCCGACCUCGAGGGCUAUGAUGAAGAGUUUGAGGUCGAAAGUGAUGAUACUGGUUAUGUCACGCUGAGAGCCCUCAAGCGACCCUGUGAGAAGUCCUCCGAGACAACAAACCCCAACAAGUCCGCCUAUCUCUGGGAUGCAGGUCUUUGCAAAGACUUUCCUUCGACUAUUGUUCCUUUCAAGAAGAACGAGAAAUGGCUCCCAGUGGUGAGGCCUACUCAUGACAUCUUCUGUAUCGACACCACAAAGCUCAAAUCCUUGUCACGAAGCCUUUUCGGCAUGAAGCUACUGGCGCCAUUCCUCGGCACACGAACAUUCACGAUCAAGGAACGCUGGAACAUCGCUUUCAAGUUCGACCACAGUUGGAACAAUGUCUUUCCAUCUAGAGAGAACAGACUGAAGCGAGAGAACUCCCCGCGAGGUCUUCUUGCGCACUGGGUCGAGAUUCUCUCUGAAGAGUCCGUUCCUGCGCCUAAUCUCUGGAUCAUUGAUGACGACGUUCGCUGGGUUGCACGACCUGGUCAGGUGUUUGAGACGGUUUAUCGCGAUUGUGAAGCGGACUACGUCCAGAUAAACUGGGAAGCCACUCGCGACAACAAGAUCAGCCUGCUCAAGGGCGCCGUGGCCAGAUUCAUGGAUUCGUUCGGACUGGUAUGUGACAACGAAGACAUGUAUGACCUUCAAGAGCUGGGUUUGGAACCCAUGGCGUUCAGAGUGAAGGACCAUAUCAAACUUCUUGUUCGCAAGGACAAUGAAAUGCAAGAUUACAUGGAGGAGGACAACGAAACUGACAACGAAACUGAGGAUGAUACCGAGAUCGAGUUUGAGUACGAAAGCGAUGAUCUGAGUGGUGGGAGUGACGGCAGUGAUCAGGAAGGCGAGUAA
Messenger RNA from Fusarium oxysporum Fo47, 1146 nucleotides. RefSeq lists its product as uncharacterized. The record is from RefSeq and is a predicted model, not a curated record. The coding region runs from base 1 to 1146 and encodes 381 amino acids. Lineage: Eukaryota; Fungi; Ascomycota; Sordariomycetes; Hypocreales; Nectriaceae. The transcript is spliced from 2 exons.